This is a messenger RNA of Girardinichthys multiradiatus, 2920 nucleotides long. RefSeq names its product DnaJ (Hsp40) homolog, subfamily C, member 5 gamma b (gene dnajc5gb). The record is from RefSeq and is a predicted model, not a curated record. Lineage: Eukaryota; Metazoa; Chordata; Actinopteri; Cyprinodontiformes; Goodeidae. Bases 179 to 793 code for a protein of 204 amino acids. The transcript is spliced from 6 exons.
UUACCCAGAAUUCCUUUCUGCCUCAAAUCUUCCGGGGCCAUUCGGGAGUUCAGUCAGAAAGUUGCGAACUAGUUUCUCUCCUUGAAAUAGUGCUUUCGUGAGACUUUUUGUCGGACUCUAUGUUUCGACGCAAAUCUGCGACAUUAAUCACUCCGCCGGCGUCAGCGUUCAUUAAACCAUGGAGGACUCAAACAUGCCACCGAGGAAAAUGUCCAGGGCCGGAGAGAGCUUGUACAUGGUCCUGGGCUUGAAGAAAGGAGCAUCCCCCGACGAGAUAAAACGGGCCUACAGGAAAUUGGCAUUAAGGCAUCACCCUGACAAGAACCCAGAUAGCCCAGAAGCUGCUGAGAAAUUCAAGGAGCUCAACAAUGCCAACUCCAUCCUUAGCGAUGAGAACAAACGUAAAAUCUACGAUGAAUAUGGCUCUAUGGGCCUCUCUGUGGCUGAGCAGUUUGGCGAAGAGGGUGUCAAAUAUUAUUUCCUCAUGUCAAAGUGCUGGUUCAAGGCCCUUUUCUGCUGCUGCACUAUCUUCAGCUGCUGCUGUUGUUUCUGCUGCUGCUGUUUUUGCUGUGGGAAGUGCAAAUCUGAGGACCACGAUUUUCCCUACAUGGACCCUGAAGAUUUAGAGGCAGAGCUCGGAGAACAGGAAACAGCACAAGACCGUGUAAUAGUUAUUCAGCCCAGCUCCAGUCAGACCUCAGGUGAGAACACACCGAUUGUGAUCCAAGUCCAGGCAACCAACGGCACCUCGAGCCCCAGGGAGACCCACAUGGCUCUGACGAUUGUAGAGUGACCGAAUAAAACCAUGGAUGAGUGAAUCUUUGAGAACACAAGCUUCAAAUUUUUGGACUUUGUGUGACAGUGAGGUCACACCAGGAGCAUUCCUUAUGAGCUCAUCAACUAGCGAUGUCAUUUAGGUUUUCCUCACAAACUGAUGCACAGGAAACAUUUUCCCACCAGAGGCUUUUUCGUUUACGUGAAUCAAGGUAUGGCCAUGGAUUUUUUUAAAUAAAAUUUUGAUAUAUACAGUUUUUUCUUGUGCACUUUAAACCCACAGGUUAGUGUUAAAAGUUGCCAUAAUGGUCUGAGAAUGUCUGCUCAGGAUUCCUACAUGUUGAAUGGUGUUUUUAUAUUUAACAGGCUAAUUCAGGUUUUUCAGACUUUGAGGCCAACCACUUGUCUUCCUGUACAUAGUAACAUAUUAUUUUAGUAAAAAAUAAAUGAGUUCAUGGCUUUGGUGGAAACGUCAGGUUUGUUUCAAUGUCAGGUGAUGCCUGUAAAUCUAUUUCAGACUAACUUCUUUUCUAUUCAACAUCAUGUGAUAGCUGGAUUAUAAGGCAGAUGACUAUUUUUAAGCUUUUUUCCCCUUUAGUUUUUCCUUUGCAUGCAGCAGAUUAAGAGAUGUUCAACCUGAUGAUUCCAGCAACACUUUACAUAUGAAGCCAAAACUGCUGCAGCUAAUUCCUCAGACCUCUUUGUUCAGGUUAGUUUUAAUUAGCCAGCUCUAAAAGGCGUUUUCCUAUUUAUUCUGCACAGGGUUGUUUCAUCAGGUUUGGCUUGGCUAGAUUUCAUUAGUGUUGCGCAUGGGCCAUUAUGAGACUCGUGGUAUGACAACCUUGAGUUGAAACCCCAUGGUUUUACAGGGUUAUAGUGUUAUGUAUAACAUGUAUUUCUUAUUUUCAUUUUAAUGUAGUUUCAAGCAAAAAUAUGAAAUCAAAACUUGUUCAAAUUAGUGGUAGGUUUCAAGGAAAUUUGCUUAUUGCGCAGAAAAAUGUCCCUUUUUGUCAUUCGGUUCUGUAUAAAGAAAACACGAGCUUAACAAGCUGACAUUAGCUGGACAUGCUGCUCAGAGCUUUCUUCCAUCUCCAAACCAUUCCUAUGUUUUUUGUGACCAGAACCAUUUCCAAACAGCCAAAUUAAUCUUUUUCUAUGUAAGAAGCGAAAAGACUACGGUCGUUCCGGCACUUUCUCUGGCCUCUCAUUAUAAGGACUUUAAACCGUAGGAAUUCUUGUGGUUUUGAAACUGACUUUUUAAUAACCCUGAUACCAGUAACCUGUCUGUGCAUCGUCAGUAAUCAGCAACAAUGCAGUAGUCUGCGUAUAGAUCUGUAGCAUUGAGCACAGCAUUUGGAGUUAAGGAGUCAGGAGCUUAUUAUUCUGGCCUCAGGGUGACCAUUUCAAAAUUUGCCUACAGGGGGAGUCAGAGGCACACUUUGCUUUAGUGUUUUUCAUUGAAUGUGGAGGAAAUGGCCGGCAUGGCGUCUUCUGAUUCUCUGGUUUUAGAAAAGCAAUUUGUGGAGCUUAUUAUUGGAUACGCUGUAAAGAACAAUGUGACCAUAAAUCUUGAUGCUGAUUUGACUUAAUUGAACAAACUCAACCAAGGAGGUCUGGAGAUGUUGAGCAGUUUAAGGUAAUUUGCUGCAGUUGUGGUGAUCACUCAAGAAAUGAGUGAUCACCACAACAGGAAAGUGAGUACCUGAAUCUGUGUCCAGAGAAAAUCAGGUGGAUAUUUUAAAAGCAUUUUCACAAAAACUCAGAUUUAUUUGCUGCUCUUACAUCCAUACACACUGUUAUGUGUUUGUUUAUUUUUUGAUUUAAACCAUAAAUGUUUGCUCUCUUGAACCUGGUGAUGGGAUCAAACAAAUUCUUCUAUUGUUUCCUUUCUGGUGUAUAAUAAGUUAUUUUGUGAAUCCAGAGCUCUGUUUUUGAUUAGAGGUUUUAUGACUAAGAUGUUAAAUUAUAUUUCUGACUAGGUUUAUAUUUUUAUAUUUAUGAUCAUUUUUGCCUCAUUUAGAUGGAUUUGGAUACUGUUUUUCUUUGGCUGCUUAAAUGAAAUGCUAUAAAGUCUGUAUAAUUGUUAGAAAUGACUCAGAUGUGCCUAAAAUCUUUUUUUUUAAUUAAAAUAUUGAAUUAGCCUCAA